AUAUUUUGGUAAAAGCAAACUUUAAAAUUAGAACGUCAUUUGUUGUGCUGCUUUAAUUCGCACGACUUAUUUCUUUUGGAUUUGUGGUGACGGUAAUUUGGGUGUAUGCGGUAAAACGACGGAACGUUCUCGAGUUGAAAGUUGGUGUUUUGAUGUUUGUAGUUCCGGCGAAGUAGAACAACGAAACAGACCACGGGGGUCACACGCGGGGUACCGAUACGCGUGUACGGUGUGCGCGGAUAUCAUAAAUAAUUAUUUUUUUAAACCCCGUCCCAAUUGUAACUGCAGUUAAAUCGAAAUCCUGCACGUAGUGUAGCGUGAUUUCCGUGUUCGAUUAAUCUACGAAGCCGGUUCGACUACUGAACUCUAAUAAAUAUGGCGAAUAGUUUAGCACCAGAUUCGUGGGAACAGCAGGCGGAUAACGGAGACAUCGCUCCACCACAGGAUAAGUCCAUCGAGAGCAAAUUUUCCACUUUAAACGUAAAUGCUGCGGAAUUCGUGCCUUCCUUCUGCAUUAACUCUUCACCGCAGAACAGUAAUACGGCCGACAGUUCCUGCAAUGUCGCUGUCAUGAUGAAUACUGUAACCACUUCUAUGCCUCCUGAAAUACAUCAUGGCAAUACUACUCCAGUGGUUCUACCAGAUCCAGUGGGUACUCGAGUGGAAGAACCACCUGCUGGGGGAGGGGCUCCACCUCCGAAUGUUACCGAUCAAAUAAAUACUAGUCCUGAGCAUCAACCAGCUGAUUCUUGGGAAGAAGCAGCAGUAGAUGGCGAUCCUCUUUUAACUCCUGAAAAUGAAGAAGCUGAGAAUGAAGAAGAUGAAGAAAUGGUUGUUAAAAUACCUAAGAAAAAACCUGUUAAAGUAGCAGAGGACACUAAAAGUAAAAAGGAACACGUUAAUGUUGUUUUUAUAGGACAUGUUGAUGCAGGAAAAUCAACAAUUGGAGGACAAAUUAUGGCAUUAACAGGAAUGGUUGACAAAAGAACACUAGAAAAGUAUGAAAGAGAAGCGAAAGAAAGAAGUAGAGAAACAUGGUACUUGAGUUGGGCUCUAGAUACCAAUCAAGAAGAACGAGAAAAAGGAAAAACGGUGGAAGUUGGUAGAGCGUACUUCGAAACUGAACGAAAGCAUUUUACGAUAUUAGAUGCGCCUGGUCAUAAGAGUUUUGUACCUAAUAUGAUUGGUGGAGCAGCACAAGCGGAUCUCGCUGUUUUAGUUAUAUCUGCGCGAAAAGGAGAAUUCGAAACGGGUUUUGACAGAGGUGGUCAAACGAGAGAACACGCUAUGUUAGCCAAAACUGCUGGUGUUAAACAUUUGGUUGUGUUAGUAAAUAAAAUGGAUGACCCAACGGUGGAAUGGGACGAAGGGAGGUAUAAUGAAUGCAGGGAUAAAAUACUGCCAUAUCUGCGUAAAUUGGGAUUUAAUCCCGCGAAAGAUCUUACAUUCAUGCCAGUCUCAGGGCAACUUGGUAUUGGCUUAAAAGACCCAAUACCGGAACACCUUUGCACGUGGUACACUGGCCCUCCAUUCAUAUCCUUCAUUGAUUCUCUACCCUCGCUUAAUCGUAAAAAUAAUGGACCGUUUAUCAUGCCGAUUGUUGAUAAAUAUAAAGAUAUGGGAACGGUGGUAAUGGGAAAAGUUGAAGCUGGAGAAGCAAAGAAAGGACAUUCGCUACUUGUUAUGCCGAAUAGGACGGCGGUGACAGUGGAUCAGUUGUGGUCAGACGACGAAGAAGUGACAUCGGUUGGACCUGGAGAGAACGUCAAAAUCAAGUUAAAAGGCAUCGAAGAAGAAGACGUGAGCCCUGGAUUUGUCCUGUGCGACAGCAACAAUCCAAUAAAAACAGGAAAAGUGUUUGAUGCCCAAGUCGUUAUAUUAGAGCAUAAGAGUAUCAUCUGUGCUGGGUAUAGUGCAGUAAUGCAUAUUCAUUGCGCUGCAGAAGAAGUCAGAGUGAAAGCAUUGAUUUGUCUGGUCGAUAAGAAAACGGGAGAUAAGAGUAAAACAAGGCCGAGGUUCGUCAAACAAGAUCAAGUGGCAAUAAUGAGAAUCGAGUGCGCUGGUGUCAUAUGCCUUGAAAGAUUUAAACUAUUUCCACAAAUGGGACGUUUUACCCUUAGGGAUGAAAAUAAGACUAUUGCAAUUGGUAAGGUGCUGAAAGUGGUGGAGUAAAGUUACUCAACUGUGACCACAGAUUGGGAUAAUAAUCGACUUUGAUAACGAAGAAUACAGAAAAGACGCAAGCCAAACACAGUACGCACGAGAAAAAAAAACGGAACUAGCGUGACUGCUCGCGAACUACUGUUAAUGUAAUAUACACUCAUCUUACACAAGAAGCAAAAGAAUUUUACAUCAAAGAAAAGCACAUACAUCGUAUGCACAGACAGUUGGGCCGGGGUUUGGGGUCAAUUGGGGGAGGGGAGGGUAUUUAUAACCUGAAAUAAAGAAAAAAACAAACAAACAAAUAGAUUUGAUUAUAUAGAUAAGGAGACAAACAACUAAAACUCAAGAGCGCGUGUUCCUCCUAAUUAGGUAAGCUGAACGACAGCACUCACGUCGAGUUCAUAACAAAACGGAUUAAUGAUCAAACUGAUGAAUAGUGUCUCCUUGAUAUUGUAAAACACGAUAUUUUUAUUCUUCUGAGGUGCGAGACAUUAAUGAACGUAAAGAAGAAGAUACCGAUUAUGAGAUAAAACUAAGAAAAAAAAACAAAUAUUAUUAAUAUUAUUAUAAUGAUUAUUGAAUAAUUAUUAUUGAAUAAUUAUUAUUAAAUUGGUGGUAAGAAAUGAGGGAAAAAGAUAAAACAAAAAGUUUAUUAAAUCAACCAGAUAGUGUUACACGACAAUUUAUAAUUAUAAAAUUAAUAUUAUUAUUACUAUUAUUAUACUGUUUCUUAUUACAUUGUCAUUAAAAACAAAUUUGCAACAAAAUUGUGCUCUACUAAUUUUGAUAAGAGAUUUUUCAUGUGUAUGGUUGAUUUGCUUUUUCUUGCACGUACUCUAUUUCUGUUAAUUCGAUUGGUGUUGUUCGAUGGCGCCAAAGGUUCGUGUAUUGUAUCGAUGUACUACGUGUCUGUUAACACCAGAUGUUCUUACACUUGUGCUUUUCCAGAAAGAGUUUCGAUGAUUUAUAGCGUUACAUGCGAUCAAAGAAAAUUAAUGUCGAGAUUUAACUGAAAAGGAAGUUAAUAUAGAGAAUUUUCAAAGCAGA
Megachile rotundata (alfalfa leafcutting bee) is the source of this 3210-nucleotide messenger RNA. It is a transcript of the gene eRF3, whose product is annotated as eukaryotic translation release factor 3. The record is from RefSeq and is a predicted model, not a curated record. Gene Ontology annotation, molecular function: GTP binding; GTPase activity. NCBI's taxonomy places the organism in Eukaryota, Metazoa, Arthropoda, Insecta, Hymenoptera, Megachilidae.